AUGUCCGCGAGACUAGUUAUGAUAAUAAUGUCUUCAUCGUUUUUCAACCCCAGUUUUGCCCUAAGCUCACAUUUUGACACAGAUGGCGCUCCUCUGAGUGAGCUUUCCUGGUCAUCCUCACUGGCUGUGGUAGCAGUGUCUUUCUCUGGCCUCUUCACAUUCAUCUUCCUCAUGCUGACUUGCCUGUGCUGUAAGAAGGGGGGCAUCGGCUUUAAGGAGUUUGAGAAUGCAGAGGGAGAGGAGCAGGAGGCUGGCCAGUCUGCGCUUGGCUCCCCGGCCUCCCAGGGAGGUCCCGACGUCUACAUCCUCCCUCUCACAGAGCUCUCCCUCCCGGUUGCCAAGCAACCUGGACGCUCAGUCCAGCUCCUCAGAUCCACAGACGUGAGUCGGCACAGUUUACUGUACCUGAAGGAGAUUGGACAUGGCUGGUUUGGCAAGGUCUUGCUUGGGGAGCUCAAUGCCGGACUCAGCAGUACUCAAGUGGUGGUGAAAGAGCUCAAGGCUAGUGCUAGUGUUCAGGACCAGAUGCAUUUCCUGGAGGAGGCCCAGCCUUACAGAUCCCUCCAGCACCCUGCCCUCCUCCAGUGUCUGGCCCAGAGCACUGAGGUCACGCCCAAUCUACUGGUCAUGGAAUUCUGCCCACUGGGUGAUGUGAAAGGUUACCUCCGAAGCUGUAGGGCAUCAGAUUCUUUGACCCCCGAUCCUCUGCUUCUGCAACGAAUGGCAUGCGAGAUAGCCUCUGGCCUCAUGCACCUGCACAAACACAACUUCACUCACAGUGACCUGGCCUUGAGGAACUGCCUGAUCACAUCAGAUGUUACCGUUAAAAUAGGAGACUAUGGACUGUCACACAGCAAGUACAGGGAUGAUUACUUUGUGACAUCAGACCAGACGUGGGUACCUUUGCGCUGGAUCGCACCAGAACUUGUGGAUGAGGUCCAUGGAAACCUACUGAUUGCAGACCAGACCAAGCAGAGCAACAUCUGGACACUUGGAGUAACAAUUUGGGAGCUAUUUGAGUUAGGGAGCCAGCCUUACCGUCACUACUCCGAUCGCCAGGUUCUCACCUACGCUGUGAAGGACCAGCAACUGAAACUUCAGAGGCCACUGCUCAAAGUACCCCUUGCUGACCGCUGGUAUGAGGUGAUGCAGUUCUGCUGGCUUCAGCCAGACCAGAGGCCCAAUGCAGAGGAGGUGCACCUGCUUUUGAGCUACCUCUGUGCCAAAGGAGUCAGCGAGGCAGAGGAGGACUUUGAGAGACGCUGGAACUCCAUGAGGCCCAACACACGCCAUGGAUCUUUGGCAUUAGAGGUGCCUCAGUCAUCAUCUUCCUCUUUCCCCUUACUGGAGCAGUUCUCGAUGGGUGAUGGCUACCACUCCGAAUCUGGAGAUGACAUUCUAACAGUUACAGAAACUAGCCAUGGCCUCAACUUUGAGUACAAGUGGGAGCAGGCAAGAGCUGAACAGCCCUAUCACUCAUCCUCCACAAGUGGUACUUUGGGCCAAGGCAACCCCCACUGUCAGGAGAUUUACUACCCCCCAGGAAGUGUAAUGGGUGGCUGUGGUGUGGAAGGCCUUACCUUGGGAGUUUCUCCAUCCUACUACGACCACAAGCAGCUCCAUGCCCCAGGUGUGGUUCCCGUGUUAAGUGCCCACAGCCCCUCCGUAAGUAGUGAGUACUACAUUCGUAUCGAGGAGCCUAUUGACUGUAACAUCGAUUUGGACUACACCAUGUGUACCUACAGCCCAGACUUUGAGGGUAGCAAUGGCAGCUUCCUCACAGGUAGCGGAGACUCUGGAGAGUGUAUGGAUUGCCCCUCUGACGGGAAGCCUAUAGACUCCUAUUGGUCAGCAAAUGUCCAUAAAAGCAGUAUCUAUGAUUCAGACACAAGCCCUGCCAUGUCUCUCACCAUGGAGCCACUUCUCGGUCAGGUAUCAGAUGCCAGUCCCCUCAGGCCCUGGGAGUCAGGCCACUACGUCUCAUACAAAGACAGGGACGGAGGUUAUUACUACGAACACUCACCUCCCUCUGGGGUGGAACACUACAUUAUGGGAGAUCAACCUGAACCUCCACAGGAAAGCUGGGGUUCCCGCAGCCUGAGACAGGCACUGGGAGAACUAGAGAACCCUCUGGGGAUCUCACCGUCUCUUAGCAGCCCCCCACAGGUUUAUGGUGACCCUUACCUCGAGAGUAACCAAGGCUCAAUCAUAGGCAAGGAUGUGGCGGGUGGCUACUAUGAUAUGAUGGGCUCCUUGAGAAAGACUAUGCCAGGUAGUCACUCUGUCUGCAUCAAUAUGGAACCAGAAGCAGCCCUCUUCAUUGGAAGAGAAGAAAGUGACUCUGAAGAAGAGGACCUGUUUGCUGAAAGGCAAGGAAGGACGUGGCCUAGAAACCAUUCAGCAAAUAAUAACAGCCUAAGCUUGUGCCGGAGACAGAGGUCUUGUCGGCAGGACGCCUAUGUAGACUUUCACUACACUAUGCCAAUGACUGAUGUCGAGGACUCCUGGCCUGAGAAUCCAAGCCGUAGAUACCACUCAACAAAAGCAUUCGACUAUCUCAAGGCCACAUCCAAAAACAACACUUGCAUUGUACAUGGGAAGCACGCUACCCUGCCCCCUGUGGCCCAGUGCAAUUCAUAUAUACAUCUCUGUGGUGAGGCUAGGCAAGAUGAGUUGUCUUUUCAGUGCUACAAGGCUUUGGAUGGUGCUCAAUUUGUGGAUCCUCUUACAGGAUCUGUGGUGAAAAAUCACUUUAUGAAAGACUAUGUCACUGAAAAAAACAUUGGGUUUCCCAACAGAGACCAGCAGGGUAGCCAGGCUCCUUUACCUGUUGGUCAUAUUGCCUCCAAAUCUGAACUGUCAAAUAGCAACUUGAGCAAAGAUGACAAAUCAAAGCAAUAUGUCGACAUUGCUGUCAAUACAGUGGGAGAUGUGGUCUCUAAAAACGAAGAUGAGACACAAGAAGAUACAGUUCAAAUAGAUGCCAAAACUGAGGCAAACGCCAUCAUCUGUCUGUUAGAGAAACCCUGUCCUACAUUGCCCCCCUUACCAACUGAGCCCGAGGUAAGCAAAACUCUGGAUAGUGGGCUGGAUCGGAGCCGUUCAAGCAUAAGCCUGGUGGACAUAGAUGACUGUAGUGAUGAUGACAUCACUGACAUUACUUCAGGAAUUUUCGGUGACUUUAACAGGGGUGAAACAGAGACCACCAACUUUCCCACACCAACUUUCAAGUCCCUCCAGAAGCAAGUGGGCACACCAGACUCUGUGGACUCUAUCGACCUACCCUCCACUGCAGGCUCCAGUGAAACCUCCAGUGCCUCCUUUCACCCUUCCAGCUCUCCCAAAGCUAUGGACAGUGGUUAUGACACAGAGAACAACGAGUCUCCUGAGUUUGUCCUGAAGGAGCCUCAUGAGCCACAAGAUGCCAAAGUCUUCAUUCAGCCACUGGGGAAGAAUACUUCUGGAACCAGUUCAGACAUAGGUGAGCCGAAGGGAAGCACAGUAAUGACAGAGCCCGAGCAGGAGCAGGCAGAUGUGGAUGCUGUAGUCUCACUCACAACUUCCCAGAGCAGGGAUGGAGUGAUUGCCCCGCUGAGUGAGGGUAGCCCGUACAGAGAUUCUGCCUAUUUUUCUGACUAUGACACAGAAAAUGAGAGACUCCCCCUAGAGGAGGUGAAAGAGAGAGAAGGAAAAGAAGAGAGUGAGAAAAAUUUCACUGAACUAGAGGAGGAAAAGAAAGGAGAAAGGAACAUUAUAGAUAAAGAGGUCAUUCUUUUCCCACAGGUGCAGAGACAAGGUGAGGAGCAGGUGAGAGAGCUUUCACUUGUUCCAAAAGAAGACAAGAAUGUUCAUCAGAAGAUCGAAGACCUUGACGACCCAGAAGGAGCUGCAGAGAGAGUUUUCCCUAUACCUAUUUUAGUCGCCACACCUUCUGCUACCUCCUCUGUGAUAGACAAAUGCCAAAUGACAAAGGAGGAAUCACAGGAUGAAGGCCUUGAAGCAGACUCUGAUCACUCUAUGAAGAUAGAAUUGUCUGAAUGCCUUCAGCCUGAGAUGAAUACCAUGUCCAGUAAGGAUGUGACAUCUGGGACCAAGGAGCAAGAGCCAACAGACAGGUCCUUGUGCAGUCCCACAGCAUCUGUGAGCUUCAGUCAGGACAGAGUGGUGGAGAUCAUCCCUGGCGUCUCCAUCCAAGAGGCUGAUGGCAGUCAGAAUAUCGAGACAGAGGGAGAGAGCUCUGAGACAACAGGACAUCUCGAGCAAAAAGAGGAAGUGGACGAGAAAGGAAGGGAAGUUGGGGGAACAAAAGAUGAUAAAUCAUCAGAUACAGGAAAGCUAGAAACCCAGGAAAAAGACUUUGGAGAACCCCGAGCAAACCCAAUGCUCUCUCGUUCAUCCUCUCCUCCCCCUCUUCCACCUCCUGAGGGAAGGGUUUCCCCUGAUGGGGGAGAUGCAGAUGAGGAGGAUGGAGAUUCAGAGGACAGUGAUGAAUCAGAUGAGGAGUUGCGUACCUAUAGUGUUCAGGAACAAAGUGAUGAGAGUGAUGAGGAAAUCUUAACAGUGCCCAUUAUUGUGAGUGACUGCAGCGAUGCCCACAAACUCAGGAGCCUACUCAAAAUGCCUACCCUUAUCACAGACUCCCUCUGUGAUGAACUGGAGUCCAAGAAAAAGGUGGUGUCCUUCUUUGAUGAUGUUACCGUCUACCUAUUUGAUCAAGAGAGCCCCACCAGAGAGCUUGCUGAACAAGGCUUCCCCUUAGGGGCGGAGUCCAACAAACAGGGAACAAAGGGCACAGAGCCACACCCCCAGGAAAAGAUUAAUAUGUCUGAUGACUCCUCAGAUGGAAACAUUUCUGAAGAAAGUGCAGGGUUUGAGUGGGAGGACGAUUUCCCCUUGUUGCCAACUCCCCCCUCUGUGACAGCAUCCACCCCGGAUGCAACAGCCAAAACAUCCGUCUCAUCAGACACUACGGCUGUGGCCCAGUAUUCCCGUUUCACAGUCUCCCCGUCCAGUGUGUCUCGUUUCUCCAUCACGCACGUAUCUGACUCAGACAUGGACUCUGCAGGAGGGAGCAGUGAGGAUGGAGAGAAAGAGUGAGUGUCACCACAGUAUUAGCACCCAA
Chanos chanos (milkfish) is the source of this 5122-nucleotide messenger RNA. RefSeq names its product apoptosis-associated tyrosine kinase b (gene lmtkb). Gene Ontology annotation, biological process: brain development; peptidyl-tyrosine autophosphorylation. Gene Ontology annotation, molecular function: ATP binding; protein tyrosine kinase activity. Lineage: Eukaryota; Metazoa; Chordata; Actinopteri; Gonorynchiformes; Chanidae. The coding region runs from base 1 to 5097 and encodes 1698 amino acids. The transcript is spliced from 14 exons. The record is from RefSeq and is a predicted model, not a curated record.